AUGAAGCUCAUCGCGGCCUUCGGCCUCUUGGCCGCCGCCGGCCAAUACUGGCGUGCGGCUGGACUGCCUCAGUUCCCUGACAACCCCGUCUGCGCCGCCGGCAUCACGUCCGUCGAGGUGCAGCCGGUGCAGUUCAUCGUCAGGCAGCCCAUCUACAUCAGCGCUUUCUUACCGGCCAACACUGUCUUGGUCCUUGACGAUGGCCUCACCCUCACCAUCACCAACGCGCCCAUGACCCUCAUCACCGAGAUCGACAAGCUGGAGACAUUGACCUCCCAGGUGACCAGGGUUCUUCAACAAGUAUCAUCCAUCCCCAAUGCCUACGUGACCAUCACCAGAGGUGGCCAUGCCGGGUCCCUGGCAAGCACCAUCACCGUGUUCCCCUCGGGACCGGAUGGUCUUGGAACUUACCUGGUCUUCACUCCCUUCGCCAUCACAGCACCGACAACGGGCGCCGGCAUCCCCGUCCCCCCAACUGGAGGAUCGCCUGCGACCACCAUCGUUGGUACGCCCAUCGACGUGAGCCGUGUCGUGACUCAAUCCGCCACGACCACCCUCACGGUAGGCGGUCUCCGGGACGACACGCAGCCCCGGAUCUUCAGCUUGAUCCCCCUGUCCGGUGAGUCCGUUGCCACUGUCCUCGUCGAGACGGGUAUCGGGGCGAGCAGCGUCUUCAACGGCCCGGUGACCACGAGAUCCGUCCUCGAGAUCUACCCCGAGCCCGGCUGGUUGGGCACGGCAACGAUCCCACCCACCGGAAGCAACACUAUUGGCACCGUCCUCGUCGGUGUCGCGGCCAACUCCCUGCUGAGCGGCGUCGCCACGCCGGUGCUGACCGAGUUCUCCGGAGCGACCCCCGGUCCCAGUCCGGCCUCGAUCCCGGUGACCCUCGCCCCCACCGCCUCUGACAACGGGGUCUUCCCCCAGUCCUUCACGGGGCCGUAUAGCACCAUCACCAUCGGCGGUGCCGAAGACGUUCCCAGGAACCUCACCAUCGUGGACUCGGCCAACUCGGACGGCACCGUCUUCGUGCAGACCUUCGACAGCUUCUCCAUUACCGUCACCGGUCCCCAGAACACCAUCACCGUCCUCGGCAACGCCGGCGUGACACCGAAUCCCGUCACUCUCCCCGAAGCGAGAGUCUUGAUGCAGACCGCCGGCACCGAUGGAGCCCUGCAGAUCAUCCAGACCCCCGGCGCCCAGGUCGAUUUACUCGACAGGCUAACGACCAUCACCGUCGGCAACACAGAUGGCCAGACCGGCGUCUUCACCCUGGUGCCCAUCUCGGGCAGCGUCGGUGCCGUGGUCGUCCAGACAGCGCGCCCGCUUCUCGCCGCUCUCUUCCAGACCACCAGCGUCCCGGGGGCAACGGAGACGACGAUUUCGAUCCCCGCUCCCGAGGGGAGCACCGGCACCGUCGUCGUCCAGACCACGGAUGGUUUCACCGGUCCCGCGGCCGGCCCCUUUACGACGGUCAACGUCGGCGGCGGCCAAAACCCGAGCCCGGCGACUGUCACGCUCCCUCCGGCGGCGGACGAUCCCAACGGCCUCUUCACGGUGCUCGUACAAAGUUUGGACCCGGAUGCCUUUACUGGUCCCUUCAGAACGAUCACGGCCGGCGGCAACAUGGGAACCACUCCCGUCACGCUGACGCUUCCCCCUACGGGGACUGGCCAGACCGGAACCGUGGUCGUCCAGCCUGCCAUGACCCCUUUUACGGGGCCCUUUACGACCAUCACGACAGAUGGCAACACGGGAACCCUGCCGGUGACACUCACGGUGGUGCCUGCCGGCAACCCGACCCUGGGGACCGUCAUCGUCCAGACGCCGUCCCCGACGGUCCGGCCGGCCCUCUUCAGGACACUGGCCGCGCUCGCCAUCCCCGGUCUCGGUGCCACCAUCACCCUGCCUCUGGGCGGUGGCCCUUCGACCUCGCAGCAAGCUGGCACCGUCGUCGUGGCCCAGGGCCUGGGCGGAAACGACCCGGCAACGACUCAGCCGGCAGUCCUGGCCGCCAGCCUCGUCACCAUCCGUGGCGACUACAACGGCACGAGCCCGCUGACCUUGACUCUGCCGGCGGCGGAUAACAAUCUGCUCGGCACCAUCGUCGAGCAGCUGCCCGUGGGCUUCAGCAUCGGUCUCUCCUUCGGAAGUCCCGCCGCCACUCCGGCGGUGGUGCCGCCUCCCGUCACAAACCAGGCGACCAACGUUCCGACUGCGGGCUCGGCCCCCGGCGGCGGCGGCGGCGGCGGCGGCGCUCUGCCGCGUCUCACGAGUGGCUACUCCGGGUCUGUGACUACCACCGUCACCUUGCCGCCCGUGGGAGCCCAGACUCUCGGCCAAAUCUUGGUCCUGACCCCGCUGAGCACAAACCCAGCCGGGCCUGCUGCCACCAAUGCUCCCGGACCUGCCGCCACCGGCCCUCAAGCUCCGGGUGGCACGGCCCCACAACCGGGCCAGAGUGGAUCACCGAGCGGCCCCGCCUCCGGAGCUCUCGGAGCGUCCUUCAUAACGGUGCAGUCUGGAUUCAGCGGCGCGCAACCGACCACUUUCACGGUCCCGCCGGCCGGUCCCAACAAUGCCGGCACCGUCGUCAUCCUCACCCCCACUAACAACCCAGCAGCAGCCCCCGCUCCCCAACCCACUCUCCCUGCCGGAGUGCCGUUCGUAACCGUGACAACCCCGUUCGCGGGUCCCGCCGUACUGACGCAGAUCUUGCUGCCCACAGGUACUAACAGCGUAGGAACCGUUCUCGUCCAGGUGCCCUCGGCCCUGUUCACGCCCCAGCCGACGGGAGGAGUUGCGACGGCCCCAGGGGUCAGUCCUAACCCCAACGCCAACCCCAAUCCCCUCUUCCCGACCAUCGUGAUCCCGGGCAUCACACUGAGCAUCCCGGCCAUCGUAUUGCCGACCAUCGCCCUGCCGACCAUCGGCCUCGCCAUCACCGUGUCCCUGGGAGGGCCGGUGCCGACCACGGUGACUUUCCCCCCUUCCGGCACCAACUCGGUCGGCAUCAUCAUCGUCCAGACCCCGACGCCCGGCGCGGUUUCCGUCCCAGGUCUCGGUGGUGUCUUCACGACGCUCUUCCAGGGCUUCUCGGGGUCCGUCCCGAGGACCACGACGCUUCCGCCCUCGGGCAGCAACACGCUCGGCAUCGUGCUCGUGGAGACGCCGACUGCUGCCGCGGACAACGUCCUCCAGACCACCACCGUCGGCUUCACCGGCUCGGCGCCCACGACCGUCACCCUGCAGCCCUCCGACGGCGGCUCCGGGAUUGUGGUCGUCCAGACGCCGUUCCCGACCCCCUCGACGCCCCCCUCGACGGCGGCCAACAUCUUCACGACGACGACGCAGGGCUUCACGGGCACCGCGCCGACAACCAUCACGCUCCAGCCGAGCGGGACCGAGACCGUCGGCACCGUCGUCGUCCAGACGCCCAUCUUCUCCGGAGGCGGAACGGUCGUGCAGCCACCGCCACCGCCGCCGACGACGUCCGCCGCGCCCAACCUGUUCGUCACGAUCACGACGGGGGGCCCCGUGGCGGCGACGUCGACGAUCCAGCCCGUCGGGAGCAACGUUCUCGGCACCGUCAUCGUGCAGACUCCCACAACGGGCGACCCGGCGGCGGCGACGUCGCCUCCUCCCACCGUCCCGAGCGGGUUCAUCCUUACGACCGUUCCGGGGACGGGAUCCGUGCCGACCACAGUUACUUUCCCUCCGUCAGGGGGCAACCCGGGCAGUGUGGUCGUCCAGACACCUACCGCCACGCCGCCGACGCAGCCCCAGGUCCAAGUUCCCAGUGGGUUUAUCCUCACAACGGUUCCCGGAACUGGAUCUGUGCCGGCUACCUUCACUUUCCCCCCGUCUGGCGGCAACCCGGGCAGCGUCGUUGUCGAAACGCCCACAGCCACUCAGCCAGGCCAGCCUCAAGUCCAAGUCCCCAGCGGGUUUGUCCUUACAACUGUUCCUGGGACGGGAUCCGUGCCGACUACGGUUACCUUCCCUCCGUCUGGCGGCAACCCGGGCAGUGUCGUUGUCGAAACGCCUACUGCCACUCAGCCAGGCCAGCCUCAAGUCCAAGUCCCUAGUGGCUUUGUCCUUACAACUGUUCCUGGGACGGGAUCCGUGCCGACUACGGUUACCUUCCCUCCGUCUGGCGGCAACCCGGGCAGUGUCGUUGUCGAAACGCCUACUGCCACUCAGCCAGGCCAGCCUCAGGUCCAAGUCCCCAGUGGCUUUGUUCUCACAACGGUUCCCGGGACUGGAUCAGUGCCUACCACCAUCACGUUUCCCCCGUCUGGCGGAAACCCCGGCAGCGUUGUUGUCCAGACUCCCGCGGUUACGCAACCUCAAGUCCAGGUUCCCAGCGACUUCAUUCUUACGACUGUCCCGGGAACCGGCUCUGUGCCAACAACAAUUACCUUCCCUCCGUCAGGGAGCAACCCUGGCAGCGUUGUCGUGCAGACUCCUGCGGUUACCCAGCCGCAAGUCCAAGUUCCCAGCGACUUCAUCCUUACAACCAUUCCGGGAACUGGUUCUCUACCUGUUACGAUCACUUUCCCUCCUUCUGGCAGCAACCCUGGCAGUGUCGUUGUCGAAACCCCGGCUGUCACUCAGCCUCAAGUCAUCGUUCCCAGCGGCUUUAUUCUCACGACCGUUCCGGGAACUGGUUCUCUGCCUGUCACAGUGACCUUCCCCCCCUCUGGCAGCAACCCUGGCAGUGUCGUUGUACAGACUCCUUCGGCCACCACUCAGCCGCAGGUCCAAGUCCCGAGCGACUUCAUCCUAACCACAGUCGUCGGAACAGGCUCAGUGCCCACGACCGUCACGUUCCCUCCCUCGGGCGGCAACCCCGGCAGCGUCGUCGUGAUCCAGACUCCUCCGGCCUCGGCCGCCUCCUCACCGGCUGUGCUGCCCAACACGGCCGUCGUCUUGACGAGCGGUUUUGCAGGCUCUGCCACGUCAACCCUCACCCUCACGCCGUCCUCCGCCGGUGACCCGACAACCCUGGUUGUCCUCGUACCGACCUCGAGCGCCGCCCCCCCUGCGCCGGCCUCCAUCGUCACCCUCACCACGGGAUUCUUCGGAACCGGCGUGGCUACGACGACGCUGGCGCCCGGAGCCGUCGGGGACCCGACGACGGUCCUCAUCCAGACGCCGCUGCCCACCUCCGGGCUGUCGUUCCUCACGACCACCGUGGGGUUCACGGGACUCACGCCGACCACCGUCACCAUCUUCCCCUCGGGAUCGGACACCGUCGGUGCCGUCAUCAUCCAGACUCCUCAGGGUACCGACUCCUCCUCACCCACCACCACUGCGGGCCCGGCAACGACUCCCUUCUCCUUCAUCACCGUCUCUGUCGGAUACUCGGGUCUCGUCACCCAGACGACAACGGUUCUCCCCACAGGCACAGAAAGCGUUGGUCUCGUCCUGAUCCAGACGCCCACGCAGGGUGCUGGCAGCGUCGUGCCGUCCAUCACGGGCUACACCACCAUCACGUCUCCGUACGGCGGCUCCGUCACCCGCACAACAACGCUGCCCCAGAGCGGCACUGAGGCUCUCGGAAUUGUUUUCGUCGAGGUUCCCACCCAGACGACGGACGUCUCGCCGGCCGUCACCCCCUCGGUCGACCCGUCUGCCACCACGCCGGGAUCUUCUUCGGUUACCCCAGCCCCUGGCUUCAACUUCGUCACGACGACUUCGUUAUGGGAUUCCACGGGGAUGAGCACGUCGACCAUCUUCCCCUCGGGAAGCCAGUCUGCCGGCUCCGUCAUUGUCUUCGCCCCCAGGUUCGCACGCUUCGUCACGAUGACCACCGGCUACUCCCAGACCGGCCUGUCGACCACCACGUCGGCCGUGGUCAGCGGCACGGAGACGAUCGGCAUGGUCGUCAUCUUCACUCCCUUUGCAACGGCCUCGGCCACUCCGGAGCCCACGAGCGGUGUCUCUUCGCCGGGUGCUGCGGCGACGGAGACGACGACGACGACGACUCCUCCGGUCUCGUCACCCGCGGCGCUCGCAACCCUCAUCAGCACUUACACGGGAUCUACCCCGACGACGACGACCGUUGCUCCCACCGACCCCAACGGUCAGAGCAUCGUCGUCGUCCUCGUGCCGAGCUCGACCACCGCCGACGCCGCCGCCUCCAGUCCUUCCUCUUCCCCCGCGGCCACUAUCACCACCACCUCGACGGCGGCGAACCCAGGCUUUGCCACGCUCAUCAGCACGUACUCGGGUUCCGUGUUGUCAACCUCGACCAUCCUCCCCUCCGACCCGAACUCGCAGGGCACUCUCAUCGUCUUCGUCCCGAGCAGCUCCGUCAGCGCCGGAACCCCCGUUGUCACGAGCGCCACGAGCGCCACGAGCACGCCGCCCGUGGCCUUUGCGACUCUCACCUCGACGUACUCGGGCUCCGUCACCUCGUUCCAGACUCUGCUGCCCUCGGGCUCCGACUCGACUGGCACUCUGGUCGUCCUCGUCCCGAGCAACGUGCUGGCCUCGCCCACCACGACGCCGAGUGCCGGCUCCUCCUCCUCCUCCUCUCCGGGCAUCGUUACCGUCACAUCGACAUACGGCGGGUCGGUCGUCUCGACGGCCAUCGCAUCCCCGGCCAACCCCGGCGACCCCGGCACCGUCGUCGUUCUGGUUCCCAGCAGCACUGCCGCUUCUACUUCUGCUUCUGCUUCUGCUUCGCCCUCAGUCGGCAACAACCUGUUGACGACGCAGGUGUCGACGUACUCCGGCUCGGUCCCGUUGACGAGCACCAUCGCCCCGGUCAACUCCAACGACCCGACGACGGUCAUCGUUCUCGUCCCGAGCACCACCGCCGCCGCCGCCACCGACCCGGCUGCAACCACGACGGCCCUAACCACGACGGCCCUGGCCGCCGGUCUCUACACGAGCACGUACGGCGGCUCGGUCACCUCGACGUCCGUCGUCGAGACCGGAGCCUCCGGUCAGCCCGGGGUCACCGUCAUCUUCGUCCCGGGCAACACCGCCUCGCCGACUACCACUGCGAGCAGCACCAGCACCAGCACCAGCACCAGCACCGACACCAAUACGGCUUUGCCCGCCGGUCAGUUUACGAGCUUCUACAGCGGCUCGGCCGCCUUCACCUCGACCUUGUCGAACGGAGUCACGGUCGUGUUUGUGCCCACCAACACGGCGGAGGCAUCGUCUUCUUCGUCUCCCACGGCCACGGCUGUUGGCGGUUUGUUCACGAGUUUCUACGGCGGCUCCGUCACCUCGACCUCCGUGGCGCCGACGGGUCCCCUGGGCGAGCCCGGCGCGACCAUCAUCUUUGUCCCGAGUGCCACUUCCACUCCGGCGUUGCCCAACGUCCUGACCAGCACGUAUGACGGCUCCGUCACUCUGACAUCCGUCAUCCCGCCCGCCUCUUCGGGACAACCGACUCAGACGGUCAUCUUCGUCCCGGGUUCAUCUGGCGGCAUCCCGAGUGCCACGACGACGACUACGACUCCUCCGGCUUUGCCGAAUGUCAUCACCAGCACGUACGGAGGCUCGGUCACGUCGACGUCGGUGCUUCCUACCGAUUCUCUGGGCCAACCGGGGCAGACCAUCAUCUUCGUGCCGAGUGCCGCUUCUUCCACCACCUCGGAUCCUGCUGCCACUCCGGCUUUGCCAAAUGUUCUGACCAGCACAUAUGGAGGCUCCGUCACGUUUACAUCCGUAAUCACCACCGGCUCUGCCGGAGAGCCUGGCCAGACUGUCAUCUUCGUGCCGAGCGCUGCUUCUCCCACCACCUCGGAUCCUGCUGCUACUCCAGCUCUGCCGAAUGUUCUGACCAGCACAUAUGGAGGCUCCGUCACGUUUACAUCCGUAAUCACCACCGGUUCUGCCGGAGAGCCUGGCCAGACGGUCAUCUUCGUCCCCAGCUCUACCGGUCCCGCCGGUCUGCCAGAUGUUCUCACGAGCACAUACGGCGGCUCCGUCACUUUCACGUCCGUCAUCCCGCCCGGCUCGUCGGGACAGCCGGCUCAGACGGUCAUCUUCGUCCCGAGUGCGAGCGCCAGUGCUACGGUCACGUCGACGCCGGCCUUGCCCAACGUCCUCACCAGCACGUACGGAGGCUCGGUCACUUUCACCUCCGUGCUUCCCACGGGGUCCCUGGGCGAGCCCGGACAAACCGUCAUUUUCGUCCCGGGCUCUACUGACCCUGCCGGUCUUCCCAACGUUCUCACGAGCACCUAUGGAGGCUCCGUCACCGUUACGUCUGUCAUUACUGGUGCCUCUGGACAGCCUUCUCAGACUGUCAUCUUCGUCCCUAGUGCCACCACAACACAGCCUCUCCCGAACGUGCUGACCAGCACUUACGACGGCUCAGUCACUCUAACAACUGUUGUUCCUGGUACCUCUGGACAGUCUGACCAGACUGUCAUCUUGGUUCCUGGCGCCACUACUACUCCAGCAUUGCCGAAUGUGUUGACCAGCACUUACGACGGCUCAGUCACUCUCACCUCUGUUAUUACUGGUACCUCUGGACAACCUGCUCAAACCGUCAUCUUGGUUCCUGGCGCCACUACUACUCCAGCAUUGCCGAAUGUGUUGACCAGCACGUACGACGGUUCAGUCACUCUGACAACUGUUGUUCCUGGCACCCCUGGGCAGCCUUCUCAGACUGUUAUCCUCGUUCCCGGCAUCACUACUACUCCGGCAUCGCCGAAUGUGUUGACCAGCACUUACGAAGGUUCAGUCACGUUGACAACUGUUAUUCCCGGCAGCUCUGGACAGCCUUCUCAGACCGUCAUCUUGGUUCCCAGCACCACUGCUACUCCGGCGUUGCCGAAUGUGGUGGUGACCAGCACGUACGACGGUUCAGUCACUUUGACAACCGUUGUUCCUGGCACCUCUGGGCAGCCUUCUCAGACUGUCAUCUUGGUUCCCAGUGCCACGACAACUCCAGCAUUGCCAAACGUGCUCACAAGCACGUACGACGGCUCAGUCACGGUGACUUCCGUACUGCCAACUGGCCCGUCUGGAGAACCUGGACAGACGGUUAUUUUCGUCCCUAGUGCGAGCGUCACCCCGGCUCUCCCCAACGUGUUGACCAGCACUUAUGGAGGUUCAGUUACUCUUACAUCUGUUAUCUCCACCGGCCCUGGAGGACCUGGGCAGACAGUCGUCUUCGUUCCUAGUGCCACCGUCACCCCAGCACUUCCGAAUGUCUUGACCAGCACCUAUGACGGCUCAGUCACCUUGACCUCCGUCUUGCCCACUGGCCCGUCUGGAGAGCCCGGCCAGACGGUCAUCUUAGUCCCGAGUGCCACUACUACUCCGGCAUUGCCGAACGUGCUCACUAGCACGUAUGGAGGAUCAGUCACUUUGACUUCUGUGUUGCCUACCGGCCCGUCCGGAGAACCUGGCCAAACGGUCAUCUUUGUCCCCAGUGCCAGCGUCACUCCAGCUCUUCCCAACGUCUUGACCAGCACGUACGGCGGCUCAGUUACCUUGACUUCCGUCUUGCCCACCGGUCCGUCCGGAGAACCCGGCCAGACGGUCAUCUUUGUUCCCAGUGCUGCACCUAGUGCCACACCCACCAUUACCCUUGGCGGUGUGUUGACGAGCACGUACGGCGGCUCCAUCACCUUCACGUCGACGCUGCCCACCGGUCCUUCAGGAGAGCCUGGCGCGACGGUCAUCUUUGUGCCCAGUGUCACCGGAUCUCCAGCUCUUCCCAACGUCCUCACUUCGACAUACACCGGCUCAGUCACUCUCACCACUGCGCUCCCCGUCGGACCUUCGGGAGAAACUGUCACUGUCAUCCUGGUGCCGAGUCAGACGGCCACACCUGGUCUGCCCAAUGUCCUCACAUCAACGUACGGUGGUUCAGUUACCGUCACAAGCACAAUCCCAGUCGGCCCCUCAGGAGACGUCGUUACGGUUAUCUUCGUCCCCAGCUCGACGGCCGCGCCCGGACCGACCACUCCGCCCGGUCUGCCCAACCUCAUCACGUCGACAUACAGCGGCUCCGUCACAGUCACUACCACGUUGCCAGUUGGGCCUUCAGGCGAUGUUGUCACUGUUAUUCUGGUCCCCAGCUCAACGGCGGCGCCUGGCCUUCCCAAUCUCUUGACCAGCACGUACGGUGGAUCCGUCACCGUGACUUCAACACUGACCGUCGGGCCCUCGGGAGAUGUGGUUACUGUCAUCCUGGUGCCGAGCCAGACCACUACACCUGGCUUGCCUAAUAUCCUGACUAGCACGUACGGCGGAUCCGUCACCUCGACUUCUACACUGACAGUUGGUCCAUCUGGAGAUGUCGUCACUGUUAUCCUGGUGCCGAGUCAGACCACGACACCUAGUCUGCCCAACAUCUUGACCAGCACGUACGGCGGGUCCGUCACCUCGACUUCAACCUUGACUGUCGGCCCAUCCGGAGACAUCGUCACUGUCAUCUUGGUUCCGAGCCAGACUGCGGCACCUGGACCUCCUGGCGUUUCUACCAGCACCUAUGAUGGAUCCGUCACACUGACAUCUACUCUGCCGGUUGGCCCCUCGGGCGAACUCGUCACUGUUAUCUUGGUGCCAAGUCAGACAGCCGGCCCCGAGCUUCCCAACGUCCUGACGAGCACGUACGGAGGCUCAGUGACGCUGACCACGACCAUCCCGGUUGGAUCAUCCGGCGGCGUUGCCACAGUCAUUCUGGUCCCGAGUUCGACCAGCUCACCCAGCGCCGGUCUUCCCAACAUCCUCACCAGCACCUAUGACGGCUCUGUCACGCUCACCACGACCCUGCCCAUCGGUCCGUCCGGCGAUCCGGCAACGGUUGUUCUGGUUCCGAGCCAAACAGCGGCUCCCGGUCUCCCCAACGUGUUUACGAGCACUUACGGCGGCUCGAUUACCCAGACAACCACCAUUCUUGGACCUUCUGGUGAUGUGGCCACGGUUAUUCUGGUUCCCAGCUCAACCCCCUCAGCCGGUCCCGGCUUACCCAAUGUUGUUCUCACGAGCACCUACGGCGGCUCCAUCACUCAGACGACUACCAUCGCCGGGCCCUCUGGAGACGUUACAGUCAUCCUGGUUCCCAGCUCAACCGCGGCGCCAGAUACCAGCCUUCCCAACCUUUUCACAAGCACAUACGGAGGCUCUGUCACGCUGACGACUACCAUUUCCGGACCCUCUGGAGGCGUCACAUAUAUCCUGGUUCCCAGCUCAACUGCCUCACCCGGUCCCGGCCUUCCCAAUGUUCUCACGAGCACAUACGGCGGUUCCGUUACUCAAACGACUACCGUCACUGGUCCCUCAGGCGAUGUUGCUACAUUUGUCCUGGUUCCCAGCUCGACUUCGCCGCCAGGCUUGCCCAACCUCUUCACGAGCACAUAUGGCGGCUCCAUCACUCAGACAACUACCAUCCUCGGACCCUCGGGAGACGUCACAGUCAUUCUGGUUCCCAGCUCGACCCCCUCCACUGAUGCCGGACUCCCCAACAUCUUCACCAGCACGUAUGGUGGCUCCAUCACUCAAACGACUACCAUCACUGGACCCUCGGGAGAUGUCACAGUCAUUCUGGUUCCUAGCUCGACUGCGGCGCCAGGUUUGCCCAACAUCUUGACCAGCACAUACGGCGGCUCUGUCACUCAGACGACCACUAUCGCCGGGCCAUCUGGAGAUGCAGUCACUGUCAUCCUGGUUCCUAGCUCAACCGCGGCGCCAGGCUUGCCCAACGUCCUCACCAGCACAUAUGGCGGCUCUGUCACUCAGACGACGACUCUGCCUGUUGGCCCCUCGGGCGACCCGGCGGUCGUGGUUCUCGUGCCAUCCUCAACUGCGGCCGGCCUCCCCAACAUCUUGACGAGCACGUACGAUGGCUCGGUCACCCAGACAUCCACCAUUAUUGGGCCUUCUGGAAUUAUCCAGACCGUUGUGCUGGUUCCGAGCACCACUGGUCCGGCUGCCCCCAACGUUCUUACAUCUACGUAUGGUGGCUCCGUCACUUCAACUACUGUCUUGCCCCUGGGUCCUUCAGGAGAUCCAGUGACCGUGAUACUGGUUCCAAGCACCACUGGACCGGCUGCCCCCAACAUCUUGACGAGCACGUACGAUGGCUCGGUCACCCAGACAUCCACCAUUAUUGGGCCUUCUGGAAUUAUCCAGACCGUUGUGCUGGUUCCGAGCACCACUGGUCCGGCUGCCCCCAACGUUCUUACAUCUACGUACGGAGGCUCCGUCACUUCAACCACGGUCUUACCGCUGGGACCAUCAGGAGACCCAGUGACUGUUAUCUUAGUGCCCAGCACAACAACUGCUGCCCUUCCCAAUGUCUUGACGAGCACCUACAGUGGUUCCGUUACUUCAACCACCGUCUUGCCGCUAGGACCAUCAGGAGAUCCAGUGACUGUUAUACUGGUGCCCAGCUCGACCACCGCUGCCCUCCCCAAUGUCUUGACGAGCACUUACAGCGGUUCCGUUACCUCGACUACCGUUCUGCCCCUGGGCCCUUCGGGAGAUCCAGUAACUGUUAUCUUGGUGCCCAGCACAACAACUGCUGCUCUGCCAAACGUCUUGACGAGCACCUACAGUGGCUCCAUCACUUCAACCACCGUCUUACCACUAGGCCCUUCUGGAGACCCAGUGACUGUUAUACUGGUGCCCAGCUCAACAACUGCUGCCCUCCCCAACGUGUUAACAAGCACAUACAGCGGCUCUGUUACCUCGACUACCGUCCUGCCUCUGGGUCCUUCAGGAGAUCCAGUGACUGUUAUCUUGGUGCCCAGCUCAACAUCCGCCGCUCUUCCCAACGUCCUUACAAGCACUUAUAGCGGCUCUGUCACCCUAACUACCGUCUUGCCUCUUGGGCCGUCUGGCGACCCUUCAACUGUGGUUCUGGUGCCUAGCACGACAGCUCCCGCUCUCCCCGACGUGUUGACAAGCACGUAUAGCGGCUCCGUCACAUUGACUACCGUCUUGCCCCUCGGCCCAUCCGGAGACCCUUCGACUGUGGUCUUGGUCCCGAGCUCAACUGGGCCUGCAGCCCCCAACCUGUUCACGUCUACAUACGGUGGCUCCAUCACUCAAACGACCACCAUCACCGGACCCUCGGGCGAUGUUGCUACAGUCAUCCUGGUCCCCAGCUCAACGGCUGCUCCUGGUCUCCCCAAUGUGUUGACAAGUACGUACGAUGGCUCAGUCACCCAGACAACUACGCUUCCCGGUGGAAACACUCUGGUUCUUGUUCCGAGUUCCACGGGCGCGCCGGCUCCUGGUCCCUUCACCAGUACGUAUGACGGAUCAGUCGUUCAGACAACUACGCUUCCCGGCGGAAACACUCUGGUGCUGGUCCCGAGCUCGACGGGCGUACCGGUCCCUGGUCCUUUCACUAGUACAUAUGAUGGAUCAGUCACUCAGACGACUACCCUCGCAGGUGGAAACACUUUGAUUCUUGUCCCGAGCUCCACUGGCGGCGCUCCAGUUCCUGGUCCCUUCACCAGCACCUAUGAUGGAUCGGUUACUCAGACAACCACUCUUGCGGGUGGCAACACUCUGAUCCUUGUCCCGAGUGCCUCGACGACUCCUCCCUCGGCGGCUCUUCCGAAUGUCCUGACCAGCACGUACGAUGGUUCUGUUACCCAGACAACCACCCUUCCCGGUGGAAGCACGCUGGUCCUCGUUCCAAGCUCAACAGGUGCACCGGCUCCUGGCCUGUUCACCAGCACAUAUGGUGGUUCUGUCACUCAAACCACCACGCUUCCUGGCGGAGACACUCUGGUUCUUGUUCCGAGCCCAACAAGCGCGGCUCUCCCCAACAUCCUGACAAGCACGUAUGGCGGUUCUGUCACUUUUACAUCUACUAUUCUUCCCGGCUCAUCGGGCGAGCCUGGCGCAACCAUCAUCUUCGUGCCUAGUUCCACAGACGCGAGCUCGCCUGGCCCCUUUACGAGCACAUAUGGUGGCUCGGUCACAUUGACAACGACUUUGCCUGCUGGUCCUUCGGGAGAGCCUGGAGCAACUGUCAUCCUGGUGCCCUCGUCGACGACCGCACUGCCCAACAUCUUCACCAGCACAUACGGCGGUUCUGUCACAUUGACAACCACUCUUCCUGCUGGUCCUUCUGGAGAGCCUGGAGCGACAGUCAUCUUGGUUCCUUCAUCAACCACGGCAUUGCCUAAUGUGUUUACCAGCACGUAUGGUGGCUCGGUCACAUUGACCACGACUCUGCCUCCAGGCUCCUCCGGCGAACCGGGAGCGACGGUCAUCCUGGUUCCGUCGUCACCGGCAGCCUCGACAACAGCAUUGCCCAACAUCUUCACCAGCACAUACGACGGCUCUGUCACCUUGACAACCACCCUCCCUGCCGGAUCGUCUGGCGAGCCUGGUGCAACCGUGAUCUUGGUUCCAUCCGCAGCAACCACAGCCUUGCCCAACGUCUUCACCAGCACGUACGGCGGAUCAAUCACGCAAACCACGACUCUCCCGCCUGGCCCCUCUGGAGAGCCUGGCAUCACAGUCAUCUUGGUUCCGUCCUCGACGAUUGCCUCGACAACUGCGUUGCCGAAUGUCUUCACCAGCACAUACGGCGGCUCAGUCACGCAAACCACGACUCUGCCGCCAGGCCCGUCGGGCGAGCCUGGUCCGAUUGUCAUUUUGGUGCCGAGCUCUACGCAGCCGCUGCCCAAUGUCUUCACCAGCACUUAUGGCGGAUCGGUCACUCUCACGAGCACGUUCCCAGCAGGCCCAUCCGGCGAGCCUGGUUCUGUGGUUGUCCUUGUGCCCAGCACGACGCCCGCGCUUCCCAACGUUCUCACGAGCACAUACGGCGGUUCGGUGACGCUGACCUCGGUCUUCCCGACUGGGCCCAGCGGCGAGCCUGGCUCCACGGUCAUCUUCGUUCCUAGCAGUACGGCCGCGCUGCCCAUUGUCUUCACGAGCACCUAUGAUGGCUCCGUCACUCUUACGUCCACCUUCCCGGCCGGACCUAGCGGACAGCCCGGGUCGACAGUUGUCUUUGUGCCUAGCAUCCCUGGUGCUAGCAGCACUCCGGCUCUCCCGAACGUACUGACCAGCACUUACGAUGGAUCUGUCACUUUGACAUCUGUGUUCCCCACCGGACCUAGUGGUGAGCCUGGAUCGACGGUCAUCUUUGUCCCUAGCGUCACCGGCACGGCCACUCCGGCUCUGCCGAACGUGCUGACCAGCACCUAUGCUGGAUCUGUUACUUUGACCUCUGUAUUCCCCACUGGACCCAGCGGCGAGCCUGGCUCCACGGUCGUAUUCGUUCCCAGCAGUACCGCUGCGCUGCCUAAUGUCUUCACCAGCACUUACGAUGGAUCCGUCACUUUGACCUCGGUGUUCCCUACUGGACCCAGCGGUGAGCCUGGAUCAACGGUCGUCUUCGUGCCUAGCAUCACCGGUACAACCACUCCGGCACUGCCGAAUGUGUUGACUAGCACGUAUGACGGGUCUGUCACUUUGACAUCUGUGUUCCCUACAGGACCCAGUGGGCAGCCUGGAUCGACGGUUGUCCUUGUUCCCAGCAUCAUCGGUGCUUCAACGACGACGCCCGCCGGCCCGAACAUCUUGACCAGCACGUACGAUGGGUCUGUCACGUUGACCUCGGUAUUCCCUACUGGGCCCAGCGGCCAGCCUGGCUCAACAGUGGUAUUUGUGCCCAGCCUUACAAGCGGAAUCAGCAGUCCUUCUGUUGCACCCAACGUGUUGACCAGCACUUACGACGGCUCUGUGACGUUGACUUCGACAUUGCCCGGGGGAUCAACCAUCGUCCUGGUGCCAAGCGGCUCGACUACUCCAUCCGCCGCUCUUCCGAACGUUCUUACCAGUACCUAUGAUGGCUCCGUCACGUCAACAUCUACGUUGCCUGGAGGAUCAACAGUCAUCCUGGUUCCGAGUGCCUCUGUUACUUCAUCGGCGGCUCUUCCGAACGUCUUGACCAGCACGUACGGUGGCUCUGUCACAUUGACAUCGACGUUGUCCGAUGGUUCGACCGUCAUCCUGGUGCCAAGCGCUUCAACUACUCCUUCAGCAACUCUCCCCGGUAUCUUGACCAGCACCUACGAUGGAUCUGUCACGUUGACCUCAACAUUGUCCGAUGGGUCAACCGUCAUCCUGGUCCCGAGUGCCUCCACCACUCCUACGGCUCUUCCCAACGUGCUAACCAGUACCUACGAUGGGUCCGUCACUUUGACCUCGACAUUGCCCGGUGGAUCAACAGUUGUUUUGGUGCCAAGCGCUUCAACUACUCCUUCAGUUGCACCCAACGUGCUGACCAGCACUUACGAUGGAUCUGUCACCUUGACCUCGACCUUGCCCGGUGGCUCAACAGUGAUCUUGGUUCCGAGUGCCUCGACCACUCCUUCGGCCGCUCUCCCCAACGUGCUAACCAGCACCUACGGCGGCUCAGUGACCCAGACCACAACCAUUGCCGUCGGCCCGUCGGGAGAAUCCAGCGUGAUCGUUCUCGUUCCCAGCUCCCCGGUCGACACGUCCUCCCGCAGUAUCUCAUUCGUCACCAUCACCAGCACCUACACCGGCUUGGUUCCCUCGGCAACGACCGUCCUGCCCACGGGCACCGAUGAUGCGGGCACCGUCAUCAUUCUCGAGCCGACGUCCACUAUCAGCGCCUCUCCCGGCCUGUUCAUCACCGUCACCAGUGGGUACACCGGCUCGACGACUUCGACGUCCACGGUGCUUCCUACGGGCACCGAGACGGUCGGCGCCGUCAUCAUCCUCGUGCCCACGAGCGCCGUCUCAGUCAGCUUCACGACCAUCACGAGCGGAUACACGGGCGUGGUCGAGUCGACGUCCACCAUCUUCCCAACCGGAACCGACACUGUCGGCACCGUCGUCAUCCUGGAACCCACGGCCACCGCGGCGCCCAGCGUCACAAUCUCUUAUACGACUGUCAUCAGCACCUACGCCGGGUCUCUUCUGUCGACCUCGACACAGGCCCCCGCCGGCACCGAUUCCGUUGGGACCGUCAUCCUGCUGGUACCAAGCUCCAGCGUGUCCAUCCCUGGCGUCUCGUCGUACACCACCGUUACGAGCACUUACGCCGGCUCGCAGCUUCUCGUCUCUACCGCUGCACCAUCAGGCACUGAUACUGUCGGCACGGUCAUCAUCUUUGAGCCUGCUCUCACGACAGCUUCUUCCGAGGUCUUGUCUACCGAGACUUCUGUCUCGGCUACUUCUGCAAGCAUCACCGCAUUGCCCGCUAGCCUCUCAACAAUUACAAGUGGAUACAGCGGUUCCGUCACGCAGACCACGACUAUCCCCCCUGACCCGCAAGAUACAAACGGCGUCAGCACCGUCAUCGUGCAAGUUCCGACCUCUGGGGCCUCGUCGUCGGCACUACCGACUACCUCUGGAGCCUCGUCGUCGGCAUUACCAAUUACCUCUGGGAUCCAGACCUCUCUUCUCACGUCGUCGUCCACUUCCGGCACGACCAGCUACACGACCAUCACGAGAGGAUACAGUGGCUCCGUCACCAGAACAACGACUCUUCCUCCUGACCCGGAUGACACAAACAGCGUCUACGCCGUCAUUGUCGAGGUCCCCGAGUCCCAGACGACGACCGAGAGCGACGGCCCCACAUCGACCGAUAUCAUCCCGACCGACCCCACUUCUGCCGACCCCACCGGAGCGGCGAGUCGGUCUUACACCACCAUCUUCAGCACCGGCACCGGAUCUGUGGCUGGCACGACCACGAUCGAGCCAUCCAGCGGCGAUCCUGCCAAUGUUGGAACUGUCAUCGUCAACCUUCCCAAUGUCCUGGCCACGCCGAGCCCGACAAGCAGCGCCGGCAUCGUUUACACCACCAUCGUCAGCUUCUACUCGGGUUCCAUCCCGGUCACGAGCACGUUCGGCCCGGCGGCUGGAGAGGGGACUGGAACGGUGGUCAUCCAGGUUCCUCUCACCACUUCUGGCAUUUCGGUUUCUCCUGGAAGCUUCUUCACGACCGUCUUCAGCACUUACGAUGGUUCCGUGACUCUCACGACGACCAUCCCCCCCGCGGGACCCUCGGAAACCGGAACGGUUAUUGUCCAAGUUCCCAGCAACGUCCUGGCCUCUCCCAGCAUCUCCUACACGACGAUCACGAGCCCCUUCACCGGCUCGGUGCCCCAGACCACAACCAUUGCCCCUGGGGUUCCUGGAGGCCUGGGUACCGUCAUCGUCCAAGUCCCGACGAGCUCUGCCAGCGCGGAUGCUGUAUCGUACGUGACCAUCACCAGCGGCGGCUUCACCGGCCUGGUGCCCGCGACGACGACAAUCCCGCCGGCCAACCCCGGAGACUCCGGCACUGUCAUCGUGCAGGUGCCGGAUCCGACGCUGGCGAGCGGCAUCCUUUACACGACCGUCACGAGCGGCUACGACGGCUCCGUCACCCUCACCUCGAGCCUCCCUCUGGCCACCGUCGGCGGAUCUCCCGUGCAGACAGUCGUCGUCCAGGUGCCCACGGCCUCGGUCGCGAGCGGAAUCCUCUUCACGACCGUCACAAGCGGCUACGCCGGAUCCGUCACGCAGACCACCAGCCUGCCCCUCGGCACCGUCGGCGGUUCUCCGGUCCAGACGGUCGUCGUGCAGGUCCCGACCGCCACGAGUGCUCUGGGCGCGCAGUACACGACCCUGACCAGCGGCUACGGCGGCUCCAUCAUCGCGACCGAGACGGGCACCCUCACCGGCGCCGACGGUCUCGUGACCGUCAUCGUGCUGUCGCCGACGGCCAUCACGCUACCAACCGCCACGGCAAGCCCUGGACUGUUCAUCACCGUCACCUCCGGGUACGGCGGAUCCGUCACGGCCACCUCGACCGGAUCGGUCACUGGGGCCGACGGGCUCGUUACUGUGGUUAUCCAGACUCCGACGGCAACGCUUCUGCCCGGGCUUUCCUACACGACGGUCACGAGUGGCUACGGCGGCUCGGUUGUUCAGACCAUCGUCGGGUCUUCUACCGGCGCGGAUGGUCUGGCGACGGUUGUUAUCCAGACACCGACUGCAACGGUUCUGCCUGGGCUGUCUUACACGACCGUUACCAGCGGAUAUGGCGGCUCGGCUGUCCAGACUGUUAUUGGAACGGCCACUGGAGCCGACGGUCUGGCCACCGUUGUGAUCCAGACUCCCACGGUAACUGUCCUGCCUGGGCUGUCUUACACCACUGUUACCAGUGGUUACGGAGGCUCAGUCGUCCAGACUGUUGUUGGUACGGCUACUGGAGCGGAUGGUCUGGCCACUGUUGUGAUCCAGACUCCCACGGUAACAGUCUUGCCUGGUGUUUCGUACACGACCGUCACCAGUGGCUAUGGAGGCUCAAUCGUCCAGACUGUCGUUGGAACCGCCACCGGUGCAGAUGGCUUGGCCACGGUUGUUAUUCAGACUCCGACUGCGACCGUCCUGCCUGGCGUUUCCUAUACGACUGUUACCAGUGGUUACGGCGGUUCAGUUGUCCAGACUAUCAUCGGAACAGCUACAGGAGCGGAUGGUCUGGCCACCGUUGUUAUUCAGACCCCAACUGCGACGGUUUUGCCUGGCCUCGCGUACACCACCGUCACUACUGGAUAUGCAGGCUCGGUUGUCCAGACUCUUGUUGGCACAUCGACCGGCGCCGAUGGUUUGGCGACAGUUGUCAUCCAGACGCCCACCGUCGGCAUCACAUCGCCUUCGUCAACAAUCCCAGGCCUGUCAUACACUACAGUCACCAGCGGUUAUGGCGGCUCUGUUCUUCAGACGCUUAUUGGAACGGCCACUGGGGCCGACGGUCUGGCCACCGUUGUUAUUCAAACCCCAACUGCAACCGUUCUGCCUGGUCUUGUAUACACCACUGUUACUACUGGAUACGCAGGCUCGGUUGUCCAGACCCUCAUCGGCACCGCCACAGGCGCUGAUGGAUUGGCAACCGUUGUCAUCCAGACGCCCACUGCCGGCAUCACACUGCCUUCGUCAACCAUCCCCGGCCUAUCAUACACUACAGUCACCAGUGGAUACGGCGGUUCUGUGCUUCAGACGCUUAUUGGAACGGCCACAGGCGCUGAUGGAUUGGCAACCGUUAUCAUCCAGACGCCCACUGCCGGCAUCACACUGCCUUCGUCAACCAUCCCCGGCCUGUCUUACACGACGGUCACCAGUGGCUACGGCGGCUCUGUGCUUCAGACCCUCAUCGGCACCGCAACGGGGCCCGAUGGUUUGGCUACUGUUGUCAUCCAGACGCCCACCGCCGGCAUCACAUCGCCUUCGUCAACCAUCCCCGGACUGUCUUACACGACGGUCACCAGUGGUUACGGCGGCUCUGUGCUUCAGACCCUCAUCGGCACCGCCACGGGGGCCGACGGCCUGGCCACCGUUGUCAUCCAGACGCCGACCUUGGCUCCGGGUCUCUCGUACACAACCGUUACCAGCGGUUACGGAGGCUCUUUGCUCCAGACUCUUAUUGGUACCGCCACGGGACCUGACGGCCUUGCCACUGUUGUCAUCCAAACGCCCACUGCUGCUAUCACUUCGCCUUCUUCAACGGUGCCAGGACUCUCAUACACAACCGUGACCAGCGGGUAUGGCGGCUCCGUCCUCCAGACUCUCAUCGGCACGGCCACCGGCGCCGACGGCCUGGCAACGGUUGUUAUCCAGACUCCGACGACGGUUCCAGGACUAUCUUAUACGACCGUGACCAGCGGCUACGGCGGUUCCGUCCUCCAGACUCUUAUUGGCACGGCCACCGGCGCCGACGGCCUCGCGACUGUUGUUAUCCAGACUCCGACGGCCGUUCCAGGACUGUCCUAUACGACGGUCACGAGCGGCUACGGCGGCUCCGUGCUCCAGACCCUCAUCGGCACGGCUACCGGCGCCGACGGCCUGGCAACGGUUGUUAUUCAGACGCCGACGGCGGCCCCGGGGCUCUCUUACACAACCGUUACCAGUGGGUACGACGGUUCUGUACUACAAACCCUCAUCGGAACGGCCACUGGCGCGGAUGGCUUGGCCACGGUGGUUAUCCAGACCCCGACUCUUGCCGCGUCUCCCUCAACCACACUUGCUGGUCUCUCGUACACCACAAUCACGACCGGUUACGGAGGCUCUGUUCUCCAGACUCUCAUCGGAACUGCCACUGGCGCCGACGGACUCGCCACGGUGGUUAUCCAGACGCCGACUAUCGCCCCUGGCCUCUCUUACACCACAGUCACAACCGGUUAUGGCGGCUCUGUUCUCCAGACGCUCAUUGGAACGGCCACUGGGCCUGAUGGCCUGGCUACUGUGGUUAUCCAAACUCCGACUGCAUUGUUGCCUUCAACCACACUUCCUGGUCUUUCAUACACUACCGUCACAAGCGGUUAUGACGGAUCUGUUCUUCAGACGCUUGUCGGAACGGCCACUGGGCCUGAUGGUCUUGCCACCGUGGUUAUCCAAACCCCGACUUCGUUGCCUUCAACCACACUUCCUGGCCUUUCAUACACCACAGUCACAACCGGUUAUGGCGGCUCUGUUCUCCAGACACUCAUUGGAACGGCUACUGGGCCUGACGGUCUUGCUACUGUAGUUAUCCAAACCCCGACUGCAUUGUUGCCUUCAACCACACUCCCUGGUCUUUCAUAUACGACAGUCACCAGCGGAUAUGGCGGAUCUGUUCUUCAGACGCUUGUCGGAACGGCCACUGGGCCUGAUGGCCUGGCUACUGUGGUUAUCCAAACUCCGACUGCGGUAUUGCCUUCAACCACACUUCCUGGCCUUUCAUACACGACAGUCACCAGCGGAUAUGGCGGAUCGGCCCUCCAGACGCUCAUCGGCACCGCCACCGGAGCCGACGGCCUCGCAACGGUCAUCGUACAAGUCCCGACAGGAUCGACUACCGUCGCUCCCUUGCCGUCGACCACGGUCCCCGGUCUUUCAUACACCACGGUUACGAGUGGCUACGACGGAACGUUCCUCCAGACUCUCAUCGGCACCGCCACCGGCGCCGACGGGCUGGCCACGGUCAUCGUCCAAGUUCCCACUUCGACGGCUUCUCCCACGACCUCCGUCAGCCAGGUCUUCGUCUCGUACAUCACCGUCACCACUGGCUACGCCGGCUCCGUCACGCUGUCCCAGACCGUCGAGCCGGCCGCCUCCGGUCUCCCCGGCACCGUCUUUAUCCAGAUCCCGACCAACGUUGCUUCAACCACGCCGUCGGCGAGCGUGUCCGAUGCCGUCUCCUACACGACCAUCACGACCUUCAUCACGGCGUCCGCCACGCAGAUCACCACGCUCCCCGUGUCUCGGCCUGGCGAUGUUGUCACGGUGCUCGUCGGCGCCCCCCGAAUCCUCAGGUUCGCCACGACGACGAUCCCGGGUCUCUCGGCCUUGGCGACGUCGACUCUACCCAUCGGCCCCGACGGCGUUCAGACGAUCCUGAUACAGGUGCCCGAGUCCCUCUCGGCGUCGUCGACAGGCGCCGGCGGCCUGACGACCGUCUUCAACACGUACGCCGGCUCCGUGACCCUCGUCUCGACCGGUACUCCGGCCCAGCCCGGCGACCAGACCACCGUCUUCGUCCAGCUGCCCGGAGCCACCGUCUCCGAGAUCACGACGACACGGUUCGGCGCGUCCUCGGCCGGCACUACAACGAUCCCGCCGGCGAUCUCCGGUCUGCCGGCCACCGUCGUUGUCGAUGUCCCUGUCGUCUUCUCGACCGUCACGAGCGGAUACUCGGGUCUCGUGCCGGCGACGACGACGAUCCUGCCGACGGACUCCACGGGCGUCGGUCUCGUCAUCAUCCAGACUCCCACCACCUCGGGCAGCCUGCCGUCGGUCACUCCGUCCACCGUCUUCACGACCGCUCCGGGCACCGGCCUUGUGCCUCAGACGACCACCGUCACCGGCGCAGAUGGCGUUGUCUCUGUCAUUGUCCAGACUCCCACGUCCGGCAUCCCCGGAAGCACCGCCUUCACCACGAGGCCUGGAACCGGUCUCUUGCCGACCUCGACUACGGUCACUGGCGCGGAUGGAGUUGUCUCCGUCAUUGUCGAGACUCCUACCGCCGGCCCCUCGGGCACCACAGUUUUCACCACAGCCCCUGGAACCGGCCUCGUGCCGCAGACGACCACGGUCACUGGCCCUGAUGGCGUUGUGUCUGUCAUUCUGCAGACUCCUACAACAUCUGGCCAAGCACUUUCUACGGUCUUCACCACGGCUCCCGGAACUGGCCUCGUGCCGCAGACAACAACUGUUACUGGCCCUGACGGAGUUGUUUCUGUUAUUUUGCAGACUCCCACUACGUCUAACCAGGCUGUCUCUACAGUCUUCACUACGGCUCCCGGUACUGGCCUUGUGCCUCAGACAACAACAGUCACUGGUCCAGAUGGCGUUGUGUCUGUCAUUCUGCAGACUCCCACCACGUCUGGCCAAGCACUAUCCACGGUUUUCACCACAGCGCCUGGAACCGGACUUGUACCUCAGACGACUACGGUCACUGGCCCUGACGGAGUUGUUUCUGUCAUUCUGCAGACUCCCACAACAUCUGUCCAAGCACCCUCCACCGUCUUCACCACGGCUCCCGGAACUGGUCUCGUGCCCCAGACGACAACAGUCACCGGCCCUGAUGGCGUUGUCUCUGUCAUUCUUCAGACUCCCACAACUCCUGGACAGGCUCUUUCGACAGUCUUUACAACAGCCCCUGGCACUGGAUCUGUCGUGGCCACAACCACGGUUACUGGCCCUGACGGUGUUGUCUCGGUCAUCUUGCAGACUCCUACUACCUCCGGACAGGCUCUGUCAACUGUCUUCGUCACUACUGCGGGUACGGGGCCGUUGCCUCAGACAACAACAGUCACGGGCGCCGACGGAGUGGUCUCGGUUAUUCUUCAGACCCCGACUUCCAGCGUUGGGGCCCCUACAACCGUCUUCACGACGGCUGCUGGCACUGGAUCUGUUGUGGCUACGACGACCGUCACCGGCCCUGACGGUGUUGUCUCGGUUGUCCUGCAGACUCCCACCACAUCCGGCCAGGUUCUUUCAACCGUCUUCGUCACUACUGCAGGCACAGGGCCGUUGCCUCAGACUACAACAGUCAUCGGCGCCGACGGAGUGGUCUCGGUCAUUCUCCAGACCCCGACUUCCAGCGCAGGAGCCCCGACAACGGUCUUCACUACGGCCGCCGGCACCGGCUCCGGCGUGGCCACGACGACCAUCACCGGCCCCGAUGGAGUCGUGUCCGUCAUCGUCCAGACGCCGACGCAGACGCCCGUCAACCCGACCACCGUCUUUACAACUUCCCUCACCUCUGGCGGCCCGGUUGCGUCGACAUUCACUCUGCCGGCGGCCGACUCUACCGGUAUCCCUACCGUCGUCAUCCAGACCCCGACCGCCAGCCCCAGCGUGGCUGCCGAUCCUUUCACAACCAUCACCAUCACCGGCUCCGUCGCAACGACCUUCUCGGUCCCCGCUGUCGGCUCGGGCAUCGGGACCGUCAUCGUACAAGUCACCGGCACCUCUACACCGACGUCGUCCCCGGCGAGCGUGUCGUUCACAACCGUCUUCUCGGGCGUGUCCGGGCCCUUUGUCGGGCCCCAGACCACGACGUUGCCUGCCGGCCCCGACGGAGUGGUCACCGUGGUCGUCCAGAGCGCGAUCCCGACGUCGUCCAGCAUCUCAUACACGACGGUGUUCACGGGUGUCCCGGGAGCCUUCAUCGGACUGCAGACCAGCACUCUGCCGGCCGGCCCCGACGGCGUCGCCACGGUGCUCGUCCAGAGUGCCCUUCCCACUGCCAGCCCGACGUCCUACACGACUGUUUUCACCGGGAUCCCUGGCACGUUGGCUGGACCUCAGACAAGCACGCUUCCUGCCGGCGCCGACGGAGUUGCCACUGUCAUCAUCCAGACGGCUCUGCCCACCGCAGCGCCCACCGCCAGCGUCAGCACCGUGUACAUCACCAUCGUCACCGGCAUCUUCGGCUCCUUCACCGGGACUCAGACGACCACUCUGCCCGUCCUGUCCAUCCCCAGCAUCGGCAUCGGUUUCGGCGUCACGGCCACCGUCCUUCUCCAGACAGCCAUCCCCUCGCCGAGCAUCACCUCGUACACCACGAUUUCGACUGGUGUCGUGGGAUCCUUUACCGGAACCCGCACCACGACGCUUCCGGGUGUUGGCCCCGACGGUUUGGUCACCGUCGUUCUCGAGACGACCGUCCCGGCGGCCCUCUCGUACACGACUCUGGUUACUGGCGUGCCCGGAGUGUUCACGGGCACUCAGACGACGACUCUGACGGGCAUCGGUGCCAACGGCCUUGGUACUGUUCUUCUCCAGACCGCCAUCCCGCUGGCCACAUCUUACACGACCAUCUUCAGCGGUAUCGUUGGCGGCGCUUUUACCGGGACACAGACAACGACUCUGCCCGGCACCGGUGCCGACGGCUUGGCCACGGUCGUUCUCCAGACGGCACUCCCGUUGGCCACCUCCUAUACAACUGUCUUCAGCGGGAUCAUCGGCGGCGCCUUCACCGGAACCCAGACAACAACUCUGCCCGGAACUGGUGCCGACGGCCUCGGAACCGUCGUUCUGCAGACGGCACUUCCUUUGGCCACCUCCUAUACAACCGUCUUCAGCGGUAUUAUUGGCGGUGCUUUUACCGGGACACAGACGACAACUCUGCCCGGCACCGGUCCAAACGGUCUUGGAACCGUCGUUCUGCAGACCGCACUCCCGCUGGCCACAUCGUACACGACCAUCUUCAGUGGUAUCGUCGGCGGCGCCUUUACCGGAACGCAGACGACGACUCUUCCUGGAACUGGUGCCGAUGGUCUUGGAACUGUUGUCUUACAGACGGCACUUCCUUUGGCCACCUCCUAUACCACCGUCUUCAGCGGUAUCAUCGGCGGCGCCUUCACCGGAACACAAACAACAACUCUGCCCGGCACCGGUCCAAACGGUCUUGGAACCGUCGUCCUGCAAACGGCACUUCCGCUGGCCACAUCGUACACAACCAUCUUCAGCGGCAUCAUCGGGGACUUCACCGGAACCCAGACGACGACUCUGCCCGGCACCGGCGCCGACGGCCUCGGGACUGUCGUCCUGCAGACGCCCAUCCCCACGACGAGUCUCACUUACACGACUCUGGUCACGGGCAUCGCCGGGGACUUCACCGGCACCCGGACAUCCACGCUGCCCGUCGUCGGCUCCGGCAACGUGGCGACUGUCCUCCUCCAGACCGCCCUCCCUGUGGUUUCUUACACGACGCUCCUGAUCGGCGUGCCGGGAUCCUUCACCGGCACGCAGACGUCCACGCUACCCUUGGUCGGAAGUGGCGGCGUGGCCACGGUCGUGCUCCAGACGGCUCUGCCAUCCUCCACCGGCCUGUCCUCGACCUCGUCCGUCAUCGUCAUCAACACCUCGUACGUGACCAUCAUAACCGGAAUAUUCGGCGGGUUCUCCGGCACGCAGACGACGACGCUGCCGCCCGACGCCAGCAACCCGGGGCUCGUCACCGUGGUGCUCCAGACGGCCAUCCCCAGCCCCGGCACGACGCUGUACACGACGAUCCUCACCGGCGUGACCGGCGUGACCUUUGCCGGCACGAGGGUGACAACUCUCCCCGUCAUCGGAACCGUCGGCACCGUCCUUCUGGAGACGGCCAUCCCCGAUAUUGUGCCGGUCACCUCGUACAUCACCAUUCCCACCGGUGUUCUCGGCGAGACGUUCCUCGGCACCCGGUUCUCGACUCUGCCGGUUACGGGGACUAUUGGUACCGUGUUGCAGCAGACUGCCAUCCCGGAUCCAGUCACUUCAUAUGUCACCAUCCCAACGGGUGUUCUCGGGGCCACGUUCAUCGGGACCCGGCUCACCACGCUUCCGGUCACUGGAACCAUUGGAACCGUGUUGCAGCAGACUGCGAUCCCGGAUCCUGUCACCUCGUACAUCACCAUUCCCACCGGUAUUCUUGGCGAGACGUUCCUCGGUACUCGGUUCUCAACCCUGCCGGUUACUGGCACCAUCGGUACCGUGUUGCAACAGACUGCGAUCCCAGACCCAGUCACUUCAUAUGUCACCAUUCCUACCGGUAUUCUCGGGGAGACAUUCCUCGGCACUCGGUUCUCAACCCUGCCGGUCACUGGCACCAUCGGUACCGUGUUGCAGCAAACCGCCAUCUUGGAUCCGGUCACUUCGUACGUCACAGUUCCCACCGGUAUCCUUGGUGAGACAUUCCUCGGCACCCGGUUCUCGACUCUGCCGGUCACGGGUACUAUUGGAACCGUUCUCCAGCAAACUGCCAUCCCCAACCCGGUCACUUCCUACACGACCGUCUUCAGCGGCAUCACGGGCCUCACCGGGCCUCUCACCUCGACCCUCCCGGCCACCGGCACCCUCGCGACGGUGGUCAUCCAGACGGCCCUGCCCGUCGUGCCCGUCACCUCGUACACAACGAUCUUCACCGGAAUCCAGGGCAACUUUGCCGGCCUGCAGACGACAACCCUGCCCGUCUCCGGCUCGCUCGGCACCGUCCUCGUCCAGUCGGCCCUGCCGUUCGUCACCUCCUACACCACAGUCUUUAGCGGUGUCACGGGUCUCGCCGGUCCUCUCACCUCAACCCUCCCGGCGACGGGUACUCUCGCGACCGUCGUCGUCCAGACCGCGUUGCCCGUCGUCACUUCGUACACCACCGUCUUCAGCGGCGUUGUUGGCCUUGUCGGCGCUCCGCUCACCUCCACGCUGCCGGCCACGGGAGAUCUGGCCACUGUUGUCAUCCAGACUGCUCUGCCUGUGGUCACAUCAUACACCACAGUCUUCAGCGGUGUUGCUGGCCUCCCUGGCGCUCCGAUCACGUCCACUCUUCCUGCAACUGGCAGCGUUGCCACCGUCGUCAUCCAGACGGCCCUGCCCGUGGUCACCUCCUAUACCACCAUCUUCAGCGGCGUCACUGGUCUUGCAGGCCCGCUCACUUCCACGUUGCCAGCAACGGGAGAUCUGGCAACUGUUGUCAUCCAGACUGCCCUACCCGUGGUUACCUCCUUCACAACUGUCUUCAGCGGCGUCACGGGUCUGGUUGGAGCACCGCUCACGUCCACCCUUCCAGCAACUGGAAACCUGGCAACUGUGGUUAUUCAGACUGCUUUGCCCGUGGCCACUUCAUUUACCACCAUCUUCAGCGGCGUCGCAGGUCUUACUGGUGCUCCUAUUACAUCGACUCUCCCUGCAACUGGAAACCUGGCAACCGUCGUCAUUCAAACUGGUCUGCCUAUCGUCACCUCUUACACGACGAUUUUCAGCGGCGUCACUGGUCUCGUCGGAGCUCCGCUUACAUCCACCCUUCCUGCAACUGGAGAUCUCGCGACUGUUGUUAUCCAGACCGCGUUGCCCGUUGUUACCUCGUUUACGACGGUCUUCAGCGGCGUCGCAGGUCUUACUGGUGCUCCUAUUACAUCGACUCUCCCUGCAACUGGAAACCUGGCAACCGUCGUCAUUCAAACUGGUCUGCCUAUCGUCACCUCUUACACAACGGUCUUCAGUGGCAUCACCGGUCUCGUCGGCGCUCCACUCACGUCAACACUUCCAGCAACUGGAAACCUGGCAACAGUUGUUAUCCAAACUGCCCUGCCCGUUGUUACUUCUUACACAACUGUUUUCAGCGGCAUCACUGGUCUCGUUGGAGCUCCAUUGACAUCCACCCUCCCGGCAACAGGAGAUCUCGCGACCGUGGUUAUCCAGACUGCUCUGCCCAUCGCCACGUCAUACACGACAGUCUUCAGCGGUGUUGUCGGCCUCACUGGCGUCCCCAUCACGUCAACGCUGCCGGCAACUGGAAACCUGGCAACUGUUCUUAUCCAGACUGCUUUGCCUGUUGUCACCUCGUAUACAACGCUGUUCAGCGGCGUGACUGGCCUCAGCGGCCUCGUCACAAGCACCCUGCCGGCCACCGGCAGCAUUGCGACUGUCGUUAUUCAGACCGGGCUUCCCAUUGUCACGUCAUACACGACGAUUUUCAGCGGCAUCACUGGCCUUGCCGGGCCGGUCACAAGCACACUGCCAGGAAGUGGCGGCUUUGGAACAGUUCUUAUUCAGACCGCCUUGCCUGUUGUCACCUCCUAUACCACUGUUUUCAGCGGCGUCACUGGCCUCGUUGGUGCUCCGCUCACUUCCACACUGCCGGCAACAGGAAAUCUGGCGACGGUUGUCAUCCAGACUGCCUUGCCUGUCGUCACCUCCUACACGACGGUUUUCAGCGGCGUUACUGGCCUCGUUGGGCCCCUUACCUCCACCCUUCCAGCGUCUGGAAAUUUGGCGACUGUUGUUAUACAAACUGCCUUGCCUGUGGUUACGUCUUACACUACGGUCUUCAGCGGCGUCACCGGCCUUGCCGGUCCGCUCACGUCAACCCUUCCAGCAUCUGGAAACCUGGCAACUGUCGUUAUACAAACGGCGUUGCCUAUUGUCACCUCCUAUACAACAGUUUUCAGCGGCGUCACCGGCCUCGCCGGCCCGCUUACAUCCACCCUCCCGGCAUCUGGAAACCUGGCGACUGUUGUCAUCCAGACGGCCUUACCUGUGGUCACCUCUUAUACGACGGUUUUCAGCGGCGUCACCGGCCUUGCCGGCCCGCUUACAUCCACCCUCCCGGCAUCUGGAAACCUGGCGACUGUUGUCAUCCAGACGGCCUUACCUGUGGUCACCUCUUAUACGACGGUUUUCAGCGGCGUCACCGGCCUUGCCGGCCCGCUUACAUCCACCCUCCCGGCAUCUGGAAACCUGGCGACUGUCGUUAUACAGACGGCCUUGCCUGUGGUCACGGCAUAUACCACAGUUUUCAGUGGUGUCACUGGUCUUGCCGGCCCCGUCACAUCCACGCUUCCAGGAAGUGGCGGUUUCGGGACGGUCGUUAUUCAGACCGCCCUGCCCGUCGUCACUUCAUACGUCACGGUCUUCAGUGGGAUCACAGGUCUUGCAGGCCCCGUCACAAGCACGCUGCCCGGCUCCGGAAACCUUGCCACUGUUCUUAUCCAGACUGCCCUCCCGGUUGUUACGUCGUAUGUUACAGUCUUCAGCGGUGUCACUGGGCUCGUGGCCCCGGUGACGAGCACGUUGCCUGGAGGCGGCAGCGUUGUCACCGUCGUCAUCCAGACGGCGCUCCCAGUUGCCACCUCCUUCACCACCGUUUUCAGUGGAGUGACCGGGCUUGUCGGACCAGUAACUUCCACGUUGCCCGCAACUGGAAACAUUGCCACCGUGGUCAUCCAGACGGCACUGCCGGUUGUCACCUCCUACACCACAGUCUUCAGCGGUGUUGUUGGGCUUGCCGGACCUCUCACGUCGACUCUGCCAGCAAGCGGGAACUUGGCCACCGUUCUCAUCCAGACUGCUCUGCCAGUUGUUACCUCUUACACUACGGUCUUCAGUGGUGUUCCUGGACUUGCGGGACCUGUCACAUCGACAUUGCCCGGAGUUGGCAGCGUUGCCACUGUGGUCAUCCAGACAGCCCUCCCGAUUGUCACCUCGUACACCACCGUGUUCAGCGGCGUGGCUGGACUCACAGGCCCGCUCACUUCCACGCUUCCUGGAGUUGGCAGCGUUGCCACUGUGGUCAUCCAGACGGCUCUCCCUGUUGUUACAUCGUACACCACGAUCUUCAGCGGCGUGGUUGGACUUACAGACCCCCUGACCUCGACACUGCCCGGGGUUGGCAGCAUUGGAACCGUGGUUAUCCGCACCGCCCUCCCGGUUGUCACAUCGUAUACCACGGUCUUCAGCGGCGUACCGGGUCUUGCCGGUCCUAUCACUUCCACUGUGCCUGGAGUUGGCAGCAUCGGAACCGUGGUCAUCCAGACUGCCCUUCCUGUGGUCACCUCGUAUGUCACCGUCUUCAGCGGCGUAAUAGGUCUCGUCGGCCCUCUGACCUCAACGCUGCCGGGAGCCGGCAGCAUCGCAACCGUCGUCAUCCAGACCGCCCUGCCCGCUCUGCCAGUCACGUCGUACGUCACUCAGGUCACGGGCGUGCCGGGUACGUUCGCCGGCACGUUGACGACCACGCCGCCGUUCAUCGGCACGCUGGGCACCGUCCUCUUGCAGACGGCGAUCCCUCCCGCCACGACCGGAUACACAACAAUGGUCUCCGGGGUCAGCGGCACCUUCGCCGGCACUCGGACGACGACGCUGCCGGUCUCGGGUACGCUCGGAACGGUCGUGUUGCAGACGGCCAUCCCACCGGCCGUCACCACGGGCUUCACCACUGUUACCAGUGGCGUCCCCGGCACGUUCACCGGCACGUCGACGACCACUCUGCCGGUAUCGGGUACGCUCGGAACGGUCGUGUUGCAGACGGCCAUCCCGCCGGUCGUCACCACGGGCUUCACCACCGUCACCAGCGGCGUUCCAGGCACAUUCACCGGCACGUCAACGACCACCCUGCCCAUCACCGGCACGCUGGGCACCGUCGUUCUCCAGACGGCGGUCCCGCCGGCCACCUCGUACACGACCAUCUUCACGAGCGUCUUCGGCACCUUCACCGGCACCCAGACGUCGACUCUGCCCGUGUCCGGCACCAUCGGCACCGUGUUGGUGCAGACGGCGAUCCCCGUCUCGUACACGACGCUCAUCACCGGCGUCCCGGGCGCGUUCACCGGUACGCAGACAUCAACGAUCUCGGCCGUCGGAGGCCUCGGCACCGUCGUUCUUCAAACCGCCAUCCCGACGGGAUUCACCACCGUCACCAGCGGCGUCACCGGAUCCUUCGCGGGCACCCGGACGACGACGCUACCGGUUACCGGUGGCGGCCUGGGCACUGUUGUUCUCCAGACGGCGAUCCCCAGCAUCUCGUACGUGACUGUUACCUCGGGCGUUACGGGCACCUUUACGGGCACUUCGACGACUACCCUUUCUGCCGUCGGAAGCGUGGCCACCGUCGUCCUCCAGACGGCCCUCCCAAGCCUCGUCUACGUCACCGUCACCUCGGGCGUCACGGGCACCUUCACCGGAAUCUCGACGACAACGCUCUCCGGCACCGGGAUCACGAGGACGGUCGUCGCGCAGACGGCCCUGCCGACGAGCACGUCGUACACGACGGUCCUCACGGGCGUCACGGGGACCUUCACCGGGACGCGGACCAUCACGACGGGCAACACGGUGUUGCAGCAGACGGCCAUCCGGUCGGCGUCCCUCGUGCCCACCUCGGUGUCCGGCUGUAUCCCGUCGCCGACGGCCACGGCGUCACCGGCCUGCGCCACGAGCGUCGCGUUGCCGGCCCAGUGUACGGGGCUCGUCGGGUACAAAUGGGUCAGCGUCAUCGGCCUGGCCUCGGUGCAGGAGAGGGUCAUCUACACGCCGGCCGAGAUCCAGGCCUGCCGAGGAGCCCUCGGUACGAGCGCCAACCUCCCCGGCGUCGAGGCCUGUCUCACGCCGGACCUCGUCACGGCGCUGGUCGGCACUCUCCUCGGCUUCAACCACGCCCAGUGCCUGCAGCAAAGGCUGGCCUCGACGUGUAUCCCGAGAUUGCCCACCGUCUGCGCCAACCUCGCGGCCGACGUGGCCAACACGGCGGUCCAGGCCAACGCCAACCUCUGUAUCAGGACCCUCGGCGUCUUCAACCAGACCGCCGGCGUCACCAACUGCGCCAACAGCGCGAACGUCGCCCAGGGUAGCUUGUCCGUCCUCCGGUGUAUCGAGGGCGCUCUCCGCCUCCCCCUCGGCCAGACGCUCGCCUCGGCCGGCCGCGUCAUCUGUCCCGGCGGCGCGACGGGGCUCACCUGUGCUCAAGCUCCUGUGGCCUGCGGCAAUCUGCUGGAUAUCACGCUUUCCCCGACCCAGCUCCAGGUCAACCUAGACGCCUGCCGAGUCGCCCAGACGGUCAACGCCCUCGGCACGGUCGUAUCAGAUCUCACAAAACUGCUCACGUGUACCCUUACCGAUCUCGCCGGCACGUUGAACGCCCUCCUCGGAGGGUCGACGGACAGUUACGCCGCCUGUAUCCAGAAGCAGUGUCUCACGGGUCCUCCGACGGCCUGUAUCAACCUCGGGGCCGACGUGAACAACGGCGCGCUGAUCUCGGUCGACGCCCCCAACCUGGUGCAGUGUCUCCUGAACCUCGGCCCCUUGUUGACGCAGCCCAUCGCCACCGAGUGCUUGCAGGCCGGCUUGACCAACUCCGCCGUCUCCGCCUGCCUGAACCUCCGCAUCUUCGGCCUCGCCACGGUCAACGCCAACGUCGGCGGCGGCUAA
Messenger RNA from Colletotrichum higginsianum IMI 349063, 33135 nucleotides. Its product is annotated as UbiD family decarboxylase. The coding region runs from base 1 to 33135 and encodes 11044 amino acids. The transcript is spliced from 3 exons. The record is from RefSeq and is a predicted model, not a curated record. Gene Ontology annotation, biological process: cell adhesion. Lineage: Eukaryota; Fungi; Ascomycota; Sordariomycetes; Glomerellales; Glomerellaceae.